Gamsiella multidivaricata is the source of this 2438-nucleotide messenger RNA. RefSeq names its product hsp7-like protein. The record is from RefSeq and is a predicted model, not a curated record. Gene Ontology annotation, molecular function: heat shock protein binding; misfolded protein binding; ATP hydrolysis activity. The transcript has 2 exons. Gene Ontology annotation, biological process: protein refolding; cellular response to unfolded protein. Gene Ontology annotation, cellular component: mitochondrion; cytoplasm. Bases 446 to 2422 code for a protein of 658 amino acids. Lineage: Eukaryota; Fungi; Mortierellomycota; Mortierellomycetes; Mortierellales; Mortierellaceae.
CCGUCCCUUGUACGUGACGCCACGAAAUACUGUAGAGACCGGCUCCCUCCUUUCUUUAUUGACGCCAGAUCCUUCCAGAUGUGCCAAGUAAAUGCCGGCUCUCUCCUCAGGCGAGGCCAUCAAGGGCUUGUUCACGUGCGCGUGUCGAGUGAGGAUGGCCGUUUUUGGAUCCGAGUCUCCGGUGCGGCUGCAGCGGAUUUUUUUUUCUCGCAUGUUCGUCAGUGUGUGAAAUUCACUGCCUGUGCUCACUUUCGAUAAAAGGGCUGCUUCGACCUCUCGCUUCUCUUUUCUCUUUCGCCAACAACCGCCUUCUUCACCACCACCUCCACCUUCACUUGUACAUACACACAUUCACUCCACAUAUUUUUUACAACGCACUGCACAUAUCAAAGAAUCCCCAUUCAUAUCCUUAUUCACCUGUACAUCUAAGACAUUCUUACACAUCAUGUAUCGUCUGACCUCGCUUGCAAAGAGUGGGUGGCACACUGCUGUUCGCUCCCCAGCACUGCAGCGUCGUGCGUAUUCGGCAGCCAUCCAAGGACCCGUUGUCGGAAUCGAUCUGGGCACAACCAACUCGUGCGUCAGCGUCAUGGAGGGCAGGACCCCCCGCGUCAUCGAAAACGCAGAGGGAGCCCGCACCACGCCUUCGGUCGUUGCCUUCACCAAGGAGGGAGAGCUCGUCGUCGGGCAAGCUGCCAAGCGUCAGGCGGUCGUUAAUCCUGAAAACACUAUCUACGCCGUCAAGCGUCUCAUCGGACGCAAGUUCGAGGACGCUGCUGUCCAACAUGAUAUCAAGACUGUUUCCUACAAGAUCGUCAAGGCCGACAAUGGCGAUGCCUGGGUUGAGGCUCGUGGCAAAAAGUACUCGCCCUCCCAGAUCAGCGCCUUUAUCCUCGGCAAGAUGAAGGACACUGCCGAUGGCUACCUAGGAAAGAAGGUCAGGCACGCCGUUAUUACCGUCCCUGCCUACUUUAAUGAUGCUCAGCGACAGGCGACCAAGGAUGCUGGAACAAUCGCAGGUCUUGAUGUGCUGCGUGUCAUCAACGAGCCCACAGCAGCAGCAUUGGCAUUCGGACUGGACAAGACCGCAGACAAGACCGUGGCUGUUUACGAUCUGGGCGGAGGCACGUUUGAUAUCUCUAUUCUCGAAAUUCAAAACGGUGUCUUUGAGGUCAAGUCCACGAACGGUGACACAGCCUUGGGAGGUGAGGAUUUCGAUGCCAUGCUCGUCAAAUAUGUCGUCGGUGAGUUCAAGAAGGAUCAAGGGCUUGAUCUUUCGACCGAUCGCAUGGCCAUCCAACGUAUUCGUGAGGCUGUCGAGAAAGCCAAGAUUGAGCUCUCGAGCACUGUCCAGACGGAUAUCAACCUGCCAUACAUCACCGCUGACGCCACUGGCCCAAAACACAUCAACUUCAAGCUGACCCGAUCCAAGUUUGAGGAGCUGGCAGGAAGUCUGAUCAACCGCACGAUCGAGCCUUGCAACAAGGCCAUCAAGGACGCAGGAGUGAAUGUUAAGGACGUGGACGACGUUGUUCUUGUUGGAGGAAUGUCGCGCGUGCCCAAGGUUAUCGAAACUGUGAAGCAGAUCUUCAAGCGGGAGCCCGGUAAGAGCGUAAACCCCGACGAGGCCGUUGCUAUCGGUGCAGCUAUCCAGGGCGGUGUUUUGGCUGGAUCGGUGACGGAUAUUCUCUUGCUUGAUGUCACACCACUCUCACUUGGAAUCGAGACCCUUGGAGGAGUCUUUACGAGACUGAUCAAUCGCAACACGACCAUUCCCACGAAGAAGUCGCAGGUCUUCUCAACUGCAGCGGAUGGUCAGACUCAGGUCCAGAUCAGAGUCUUCCAGGGAGAGCGUGAGCUCGUUCGUGACAACAAGCUGCUGGGCGACUUUAAUCUUCAUGGCUUACCACCAGCUCCCAAGGGUAUCCCCCAGAUCGAGGUCUCGUUCGAUAUCGACGCCGACGGUAUCGUGAAUGUUGGAGCCAAGGACAAGGCGACGGGACGCGACCAAUCGAUGUCGAUCGUGGCAUCUUCAGGAUUGUCGAAGGAUGAGAUUGAGAAGAUGGUCCAGGAUUCGGAGCGGUUUGCGGAGUCUGAUCGUAAGAAGAGGGAUCAGAUUGAGGCAACGAACCACGCAGAAUCGGUGAUUUCGGAGACGGAGAAGAACAUGGAGGAAUUCAAGAGCCAGCUCGACGCAUCCGAGUCCGAGAAGAUCAAGGAGCAAAUCUCGAAGUUGCGCGAUGUUCUGCAGAAGGCCGAGAAUCUGGAGGCGGAAGACAUUAAGAAGGAGACCGCUGAGCUGCAGCAGGGAAGUCUCAAGCUGUUCGAAAUGGUAUACAAGAAGAAUGCCCACAGCCAGGGAUCCUCGGGAUCUGAUCAGGAUGGACCCACAGUCGACAACGAGCCACCCAAGAAGGACUAAGAGGACUAAGAGGACU